CGAAAAGAAGAGGAAGAACAAGCGUGGCGUCUGUAUGGGCGCAAGCAUUUGAAGCUAACGAACCAAAACUCUGUUGGUUUUUUAAAAGAAGCAAAAAAACAAGAUUGCAGCCGUAAUAAAAUUACAAAAAAUAUCAAUAUGAAAGCAGUGCCCCGUACGCCAAUGCGCGUCCCGAAAACUCCCCGCGCUGCGCCCGCGCAUACGCACCCAGAGAAACGACGGGACGUGUCCAAUAAACAGCAGGAUCCGGUGAAUGUAUUCUGCCGUGUGCGUCCGCUGCAAUCGGAGGGCGAUCUGACGUGCAUGCGUGUCAAGAACACAACCACAAUUGCGCUCAAUUCGCAGGAUCAGCUGCUGCAUCCGAAGCAAAACGGCGCCCAGCGCGAGAUACAGUACAUCUUCAAGCAUGUCUUCCAGCCGGAUUCCAACCAGCAGGAGGUAUUCGCUGCCGUUGCGCAGCCGCUGGUCGAGAAUCUGGUGCGCGGCCGCAACAGUUUGCUCUUCACGUACGGCGUCACGGGCAGCGGAAAGACCUACACAAUGACGGGGAAUGCACGGCAUCGUGGCAUAAUGCCGCGCUGCCUGGAUUUGCUUUUUCGCACCAUAUCCGACUAUCAGGCCAAGAAGUUUGUCUUCAAGCCGGACCGGCUGAACGGCUUUGAGAUUCUGUCCGAGGAGGAUGCGUUGCUCGAGCGGCAGCAGGAAAUGAAUCAGCGUUUUGCGGGCGCCGGUCGCUUUGGCUUCCGGCGCAAGGACUCUGAUCCGGAAAUAGCCUCACAGGCCUCGGUGGAGCCAACGCCGCUCUCGGUGCUGGACGAGGACAACAUGUACUCGGUGUUCAUCACCUACGUGGAGAUGUACAACAACAGUGUCUACGAUCUGCUCGAGGACACGGGCGUACAGAAAUCCUUGCAGUGCAAAAUCAUACGCGAGGAUGCCAAUCAUCAGAUGUUUGUGCACGGCGUCACCGAGGUGGAGGUCAAGACGGUGGAAGAAGCUCUGGAGGUAUUCCAAAUGGGCCAGAAGCGCAAACGCAUGGGCAACACAAUACUCAAUGCCGAGUCGAGUCGCAGCCAUUCCGUGUUCAAUAUACGCCUGGUGCAGGCGCCCACCGAUUGCCAGGGCGAGCAUGUGGUCCAGGACAAGCACACGAUCACCGUUAGCCAGCUGUCGCUGGUGGAUUUGGCGGGCAGCGAACGCUCCUCGCGCACCAAGAACACGGGCGUCCGUCUGCGCGAGGCGGGCAACAUAAACAACUCGCUGAUGACGCUGCGCACCUGCCUGGAAUAUCUGCGCGAAAACCAGCAGCUGGCCGGUAAUGGGGCGGCCAAGAAGAUACCCUAUCGCGACUCAAAGAUCACGCACAUGUUCAAGAACUACUUUGAUGGCGAGGGCCAGGUGUCCAUGAUCGUGUGCGUCAAUCCGCGCAUCGAGGACUACGACGAGAAUAUGCAAGUCAUGAAGUUCGCCGAGAUGACGCAGGAGGUGCAAAUAGCGCGUGCCACGCCCAUGAAACCAGAUCUGGGCUUGACGCCCGGCCGUCGCAAGGCCAAUAAACUGUUCAAAAUCGCUGUCAACAAUCUGAACGAGCUGGGCAUACCCGAGGCCAAGCAGCUGGAGGUGGAUGUGGGCCUGGUGUACAGCUUGGGUCCAGAUUUUCCCAACUAUCAGAUGGACACUCCCGAGACGGAGUGCAAGAUACAGGAGCUGAUGCAGUAUCUAGAGCAGCGCAUCGAGAAGCGGCGCAAAUUGCGCGCCAACAUGGACAUUAAAUGUGACAAUUUCCGGCAAUUGCUGAUGAAUUUGGACCGCGACAAUCUGCAGCUGCGCACGGAGCUGGCCUCUCUGAAGGCCGUCUACAAGCAGGAGCGCGAGCGCAGCGCCGCGCUAGAGAACAAGGUGCGCAUACACGAGAGCUCCAUCGAUGUGCUCAACAAUACGGUUAGCAAGCGCGAGCGGCAGAUCCAGGAGCUCACCCAGAAGCUGAGCGAGCAGGAUUAUCUGCUCACGCAAAAGGAACAGGAGAAGGAGAAGCAGAAAAAGAAGUUCAACUCAAAGCUGGCCGUUGAAUCCGAUAAAAAUAAACGCGAGUUCGACAUGAAACUGCGCGAACAGCGCGCCAAGAUGCAGGAGCGAAUGCGCAUCAAGGACGAGAAGUUGCGCCUCGUCUCAAACAUUCUGCAGUCGGAGGACGUGCCCAGUCUGCCGCGUUCGCAGAGCUCAGAGAAUCUGCUGAACGACAAGGAACGCGGCGGCGGUGGCUUCACAGCUCGCACAGAGUCCUCCGCGCCGGCAACGACACGCACAGACAUCUAUUGCACGCCGCGACAUGGCUUGGCAGCUGCCAAUAACAGGCAUCGGAGAUCUCGCUCCGCCGGCGACAAGUGGCUGGAGCAUCGCGCUGCCAAUCCUGUGCCACUGGGCACCAUUAUGCAGCCAUAUUUAAAGAAUCGCAAGUCGGUUACCAAAUUGACGGACAUGAAGGAGCUAACCGGACAUGGCGCCAACAAAUAUUGUCUCGUCUCCCAGGAGGCGGACACCGAUGGCGACGUCGAGACCAAACUGUACAAGGGCAAUGUGAUACCCACCUGCGGCGGCGGUGCCCAGGUGGUAUUCGAUGAUGUCGAGUGCCUCAAACAAAAGUCACCUGUCCAUUCGCCGCCGCGCAAGCGUCCCAGCAAUGGCAAUUUGUCUGCCUCGGCAUUUGGUGGCCCGUUGCCAACCAGCACCACGGGGCUGACCUCCGUGCAGGAUGUUGCCUCGCGCUGCAAUUUGGGCAUCGAGGGACACAGCAGCAAGAAGUCCAAAAUGUAAAAGAUGCACUCAAAGAUAUACUCGCACCAUAAAAACAUUAUCCACGUGUUUUUCUAUCCAGUUAAAAUUAUGUAUUAUACUCAGUCGAUUGACCCCCAUUUAUAAGUUGAAUCAUGAAUGAAUUGAUUUGUUUUAAGUUAACGAACACAAUUAAAGAAGUCCAUUAUA
Drosophila virilis is the source of this 2982-nucleotide messenger RNA. RefSeq names its product kinesin family member pavarotti (gene pav). NCBI's taxonomy places the organism in Eukaryota, Metazoa, Arthropoda, Insecta, Diptera, Drosophilidae. Gene Ontology annotation, cellular component: kinesin complex; microtubule; nucleus. Gene Ontology annotation, biological process: microtubule-based movement; mitotic spindle midzone assembly. Gene Ontology annotation, molecular function: microtubule binding; ATP binding; microtubule motor activity. The record is from RefSeq and is a predicted model, not a curated record.